Messenger RNA from Sinocyclocheilus rhinocerous, 999 nucleotides. Its product is annotated as transmembrane protein 237A-like. Lineage: Eukaryota; Metazoa; Chordata; Actinopteri; Cypriniformes; Cyprinidae. The record is from RefSeq and is a predicted model, not a curated record. The transcript is spliced from 10 exons. Gene Ontology annotation, biological process: cilium assembly. The coding region runs from base 1 to 999 and encodes 332 amino acids. Gene Ontology annotation, cellular component: ciliary transition zone.
AUGCCAAGUGUCAAACCCAAGAAAAAGAAAACCAAGAAGGAGAUUAGUGAAGUUGAGGAACCUCAAGCAGGACCCGAGCCAGCUAUAGAAAUGGAGGGUCUGGAGAGCCACAGAGAGCCGCUGACCCCUGAGCCUCCGGACAAUCCACCACAGAAGAAGAAGAAGAAAAAGAAGGCACAUACUUUGGAUGAGAGUGAACAACAAGACCUUUCAAAUGGAGAUGUUCAAGAGCCCCAUACAGAUGAUGAGGAAGUCACCAAAAAAAGCAAGAGAAAACGGAAGGCUAAGAUGAUAGAAAACCAGUCUCAUAAUGAGCUCGGUGUGGAGGAGGAGGACAUCAUCACCGAUGUGCACGCACCCAUAUCUCAGCGCUCUCUGUUCUCAGCCCCUCUGGGUCACAGUCAUCCGAUCGGAAAAGUGUUUGUAGAAAAGAACCGGUUUCAUGAGUUUGUCCAGAUCAUUGGACUGUUCUCUCAUGGAUUUCUGGCAGGAUAUGCGGUGUGGAACAUCAUUGUAGUGUAUGUGUUAGCUGGAGAGCAGAUGACCACUCUACCUAACCUUCUCCAGCAGUACCACAGUCUGGCUUACCCAGCACAGUCUCUGCUCUACCUGCUGCUGGCCAUCAGCACCGUGUCUGCCUUUGACAGGGUGAAUCUGGCCAAAGCCUCCAUGGCUCUUCGAGGAUUUCUCACUCUUGAUCCAGCGGCUCUUGCUUCCUUCUUAUACUUUGCUGCUCUCAUCCUGUCGCUGAGCCAGCAGAUGACCAGUGAUCGUAUACAUCUCUACCCCACAGCCAAUGAAACACUUUGGCCCCCGGGUUCAGAACAUCAGAUUCUACAGCCCUGGAUCGUGGUAAACCUGGUCGUAGCUCUUCUGGUAGGUCUGGCCUGGGUGUUUGUUGCUACACGACCGGACAUGGACUACACUGAAGAGUUUUUAAUGGCGAUGGAGGUGGAGGAGUAUCCACGUCAUGAUGAGAAAAAUGAGCUGGCAGCCUGA